AGUGACUCAGGCUGAAGCUCGUGUCCUCUCAACUGUCAUGAAGGUCUCACUUGCCCUCCUGUGCCUGCUGGUCACAGCUUCCACCCUCAUCACCCAGCUCCUCGCUGGGCCAGAUGGAAUUCCUUCCACGGGCGCCUGCUGCUACUCCUUCACUGGUAGAAAGAUCCCGCUGCAGAGGCUGGUGAACUAUAAAACCACCAGCAGCAGGUGCUUCAAAGAAGCUGUGAUCUUCAAAACCAAAGGAACCAAGGAAAUUUGUGCUGAUCCCAAGGUCAAAUGGGUUCAGAAUGCCAUGAAGGAUCUGGACAAAAUAAACAAAGCUCCAAAACUUGGAGCACUUACUCCAAAGCCAGAAUUACUCUCUGCAGAGCCUAAAGGACUUACUCAAAAGCCUGGAACUCUCUCUACAACACCUGGAACACCCGUUCCAACACCUCACAUACUCACUCCCAAUGCAAUCAUCAAAAGCUAAUUUUCUUCUAGUUUCUCUUAUUGCCCUUUGAUAGUAUUGUUAUAUACAACCUCAAAGAGUAUAAACUUUGUGUAUUUUUUGAAACACAAUACCUUGAAAAAUGUUAAUAGCAUUUAAGUUAUUGACACUUUGAAUGUAUAGUUUCCAUGACUACUCGUGUUUUGUUUGAUGUUUUUUGUAUAGAGACUUUACUUUCCAGCAUGGAUCCCAAUUCUAUCCUGUGGUUGUAUGAGACCUUGUGACAGGCAUUAAUACAUUUUGAAUUUAAAGGCAUUAUUUAAAAUGCGAUCAUAAAAAUAUGUAUUAUUAUGUAACAA
This is a messenger RNA of Sorex fumeus (smoky shrew), 789 nucleotides long. Its product is annotated as C-C motif chemokine 2-like. The record is from RefSeq and is a predicted model, not a curated record. Gene Ontology annotation, cellular component: extracellular region. Gene Ontology annotation, molecular function: chemokine activity; CCR chemokine receptor binding. Lineage: Eukaryota; Metazoa; Chordata; Mammalia; Eulipotyphla; Soricidae. Gene Ontology annotation, biological process: inflammatory response; cellular response to tumor necrosis factor; positive regulation of GTPase activity. The coding region runs from base 38 to 472 and encodes 144 amino acids. The transcript has 3 exons.